This is a messenger RNA of Cynara cardunculus var. scolymus (artichoke), 1715 nucleotides long. RefSeq lists its product as uncharacterized. The record is from RefSeq and is a predicted model, not a curated record. The coding region runs from base 377 to 1513 and encodes 378 amino acids. Lineage: Eukaryota; Viridiplantae; Streptophyta; Magnoliopsida; Asterales; Asteraceae. Gene Ontology annotation, molecular function: RNA binding. The transcript has 4 exons.
UGGUUGAAACAGAUUAAAACCCCAUGAUCUCAAUUGGAGCUUUCGCUCGAAUCUAUGUAAACCCGAUAGGCAACAUAACCCUAGGCAAUCGUAACUUUAAGGGAAAAGGAUCAAGAAAUCAUGAUCGGAACUGUUGCUUCGAUGGCAUUCUGCAAAUCUAAACAGUUGAAGAAUCUCAUCUUCAUCCCCUUUUUACAUCGCAAAUUUCUUCACAAACCAAGGCUUUCACCAUUAGAGGAUUUUUCUGCUAAUCUCAUAAUGUGGUAGUUUUUCUGAUUUUCUACACAAGGUUUCGGGUCAUGAACCAGCUGUUAUAUCAUACGGAACAGAAAGAUACCUCCAUGGGGGUAUCAUCUGGUCUCAUUCAGCUCCAACUAUGGACAUGGUUCACAAAGUUCUAGAGCCAGCACCAAGAUCUGGAACCGCUAAUGGUUCAGCCGAAGCUAAACCAAAGAGGAAAAAGUUAAAGGGUAAAAGAGCAGUUGUAAGGUGGUUGAAGUUCUUCAGAUUCAAGAAGAAGAAAGAUUACGAAAGAAUGACGGCAGAAGAAAAAAUUCUCUUCAAACUGAGAAAGGCCCGAAGGAAGGAAGAAAGAUUGGUUGAAUCUCUAAACAAAAUCGAACCUAAAGAGACAUCGGAAACAACCCAUGAUCCCGAAAUAUUGACUCCAGAAGAACACUUUUAUUUUUUGAAAAUGGGAAUCAAGAGCAAGAAUUACGUGCCCGUUGGAAGACGAGGGAUAUAUCAGGGUGUCAUUCUUAACAUGCAUUUGCAUUGGAAGAAACACGAGACUCUACAAGUGAUUGUGAAAACGUUCACGCCAGACGAAGUGAAGGAAAUGGCGGUAGAGCUCGCAAGACUGAGCGGAGGAAUUGUGCUCGACAUUAAGGAUGACGAUACGAUCAUUAUGUAUAGAGGGAAGAACUAUUCGCAGCCGCCUACCGAGAUAAUGUCGCCUAGGGUCACUCUCCCUCGGAAAAAGGCAUUAGACAAAUCAAAAUAUAGAGACGCCCUUCGUGCCGUUAGGAAAUACAUACCUAGACUCGAGCAGGAUCUCGAGCUUCUUCGUGCAAAGGCUGAAAAAGAAACAGUUGUUAUGGUUGAUGCGGAAACCCCAUUAAUCGGCACCGAUACUCCUGAAUCUGAAGAACUUUCGAACAUCCAAAACGAAGCUAAACAAAAACUUAGAGAACUCGUUGCUAAAAAUGAUGAAUUCAACGAAGAUGAUCAUUCUGUGACAGGUUCAGAACUAGUCUCGGAUUCAGAAGAUCUGUCGGAUAUUUUCGAGACGGAUAAUGAAACGGAUGACGAAGAGAACAAUGAAAAACCGCUUUAUUUGGAUGAAUUCGAGAAGUUCCCUUUAAAAAGUAAUGAUAUUGAAGACGAUUUUGAAGAGCAUCUUCGGCGGAUUUCUGCCGAGUCGAAGAAAGAAAAGGAUUUGGAACCGGAUUUCGAUGAGGUUGAUCGGGUGGUUUUACGAGCUGCAUCACUUUUAAAGAAGAGGAGGAGAUGAAGGAGGGUUUCGAUGGUCGGACAUGCUCGAGUUCCGGUUUUUGACAGUUGGGGUGGUAGUUAUUUCGAGAUGUUGUCUUGAUGAGCAACGAGUUUAGAAUGUUGAAUUGUUUGAUUGGAUAGAAUCUAAAUAUAUUGAAAGUUGUAUUGUUUUUUUUGAUAUCUAUGAGGAGCAUUUUCAACCCUUAGGGGUCGUUUACUAA